AACGGCAUUAGUAGAAUUAAACACUUGAACCGAAGAAGACGGAACUCCGACCGCGUGGCGAGAGCGUCUUGGUCGUGAUAUUUUUGUAAGGCUGUUUUUUGCCCCAGUGCGCGUGUGGAAACAGCACCGGAGUCAAAAGGUUUUAGAAAAAAAAAGAUAAAAAACGAAAAGCGGAAGAACCCAAUUAUCGGAUUAAAAAAAAAAUAGUGCAUUUAGUUGGAAGAGCGAAAAAGCGCAGUUUUCAAUUUGAUCGGGAAAAUUACAGAAGUGAUUUUUUUGGUGAAAACGCAACAGCAAAGAAGCACACAAGUUUAGUUUUUCGCGCUCAGGAUAGGAACAAAAUCGCGCGCAGUGUGUUUUUCCUUCAAUUUUUUUUCUUGUCGUUUCGUUUCGUCGAAUCUGUGUUCUCCUAAGCUUUAGGCUUAGCACCUUAGCUUGUGGCAGCCGGGUUACUUACUGAUCCGGAGCUUGGUUUUUGUUUGCUGCUGCUGCUGCUGUUUCGGAUCUCGUCGGUGGACGUUGGCCCCUCCGGUUUUUCGGACAGUGAGGUGGAGACUAUUUUAGCGAAGAUUAGGGUAUAAGGAAACAGUCGCCAUGAUCAGCAGGAGUUCGAGCCUCAAGGGGCUCGAAUCGAUAGCAACCUUUCUAAUAGCAGUCACGAUACUUCUAGUCGGGACAUCACAAAUUAACGCUGCACCUAUGUACGAGAGCGAUCAGACUGACUUAGAGAAUUCCGGCGAAACGAUGGGCUGUUACUACAAUUACCAUCCCUACAGCGAAGGCGACCGCAUUAUGACGAAGGAACCCUGCCUCAACUGUACCUGCCACGAUCGUAUGCUGAUGUGUUACCUGCGGGUAUGCCCCUUCACGAAAGCGAUCGGCCAGAACUGCACGAUGGAGAAGCGCGAGGACCAGUGCUGCCCGGUGAUCAAGUGCCCCGAGGUCGAGGUGGUGGUGGACCAUCAGACGACCCCAUCGACGGCCGUUGGCGCCCCCGAUCAGUACGGUUGUAUGAUCGAUAACCGAUUCUAUCCCGACGGAGCUCAAGUGCCAUCAAGCCCCCAUAAGCCUUGCGAACUGUGCUACUGCAUUCAUAACAUGACUACCUGCGUGAUGCAAGAGUGUACGUUACACAUCGACGGAUGCCAGCCAAUCUACAACCGGGGUGUGUGCUGUCCAGUGCGAUACGAUUGCGACCACGAGCGAGAUUCUGUUCCACUGCAGUUGGAGGACGAGAUCACCACGACGGUACGCCCAACGCCUGGCUUCAUCCUGCCGACUACGAUGUCCCCACCGGUCACGACGGACUGCGUCCAUAACGGCGAAGUGUACGCGGACGGUGCGCUGAUCACAACCGAAAAACCGUGCGAACACUGCUACUGCAUGCGUGGGGACAUCGUGUGCGCCGUCCAGGAGUGCGGAACCCCGCUGGAGAACGAAGGCAAGAACUGCAGAGCACUGCCGCCAGCACCGGACCAGUGCUGCCCGGAUACGUACAUGUGCGACGGUGGAAUGGACGCCACGACGAUCCAAUCGGACGAGCAGCUAGCGGGAGAAACGGCGACCACAGUCAAGGCACCGUCAGCCGUUGCUAGCGACGAAACAAAACCGGAGGAAGAGGAAGACACUCAGCAACAGCACGUACCCCACGAAGGAACCAUGGUUGAUGAUAGCACCGACAGCGAGGAGGACGACUUCCCCGCGGGACCUAUCCAUCACGACGUUCCCACCAGUGAUGAUGAUGAUUCGGAAGAAGCGAAACCACAAGCUCCGAUCGAGGCAGUUGCAGAUGAGAAACCAACGGCAACUACGACCCAACCAAGUGUUGCAGCUGACGAGAAGGAAGCCACUACCCAAAAACAACCAGAAGCUCCUUCCGCUGAGGAAGAAAAACCAGAGCUAACGACAGCAGCUCCGGCGGAAGCGGACGCCAAACCAGAACCAGAAGAACCAAUCGUCAGCCACGAUGUGCCAGAAGAAUCAGUCACCACCGAGCGUCUGGCUGAACCCGAAAAAGACUUAGCCGCACCAACCGUUGCCAGUGAAGAAGACUCCGCCACAACCGUAGCACACAAAGAAGCGGACGCUGAAGCUCCGGAAGCCACCACCGGCUUCGCUUUUACCGCCACUGACGAAGAUGUUGCUCAAACAACGGUAAGCCAUACCUACCUACCUCCGCUGCAGGAUUCGGAAACCACAACCACUCGAGUAGCACCAGAAGAAGCCACUACCUCCGCUCCAGCUGCCGACGAACUUCCAGUCGAAUCGGAAUCCGACCAACCGGAAGCUUCCGCCACCACCUUUAGACCACUGGAAUCGACUACCUACACUAAGGAACCGGCCCACAAGUACGAAGACAACCAGCCCGAGCAGGACUUCGUCGAGCUUCCGCCAGCUGUCGUCGUAACUGAACUCCCACCAAUCCCAUCCAGUGAGACUCCCACCACUGCCAAACUACCAGAAAUGCCCGAAGAGGAACCCCAAACCAGCUACCCUCUGGAGGCGGACUCACACGUUCUAGAUGACAAGGCAAGCUCAACCACCAGCCCUGCCGCCGAUGUUCCUGCUGUGGAAGAGGAAGACGAAAAGCAGCCCGAUCUAGACGAACCAGUCGAAAUGAACACCGUCAUCCCGCUGGAGGACGACAUCAAGAAACCCGCCGACGAUAUGUUCCCCGCUGCCAUCCCCGGUGAAGGUGACUGCUUGGUAGAUGGUAAGAGCUACAAGAACGGUGCCUCCAUCCCGGCGAACAGUAAGUGUCAAGUGGCCUGCAGCUGCGCCAACAGCAUCGUUCAGUGCGAGAUGGUUCAAUGUGCCGCCGCUCCAGCCGACAAGGACUGCGCUCCGGUUCCGGCCGCCCCUGGUGAGUGCUGUCCGACGUAUAAGUGUAAUGCCGUCGAUUCGGACAGCUCGGAUGAAUCCCAGGUGCAAGACGCCAAACAACCUCAACCCGCGGAAAGCUCAUCCACGGAAAGCUCAUCAUCGUCAUCCUCCUCCAGUGCCGACGAAACAGAAGAAUCCAAGGAGGAAGACGAAGAACAAUCGGAAAGUGAUUCCACCUCCGACGACGAGUACGACAGUGGUGAAGACGAGACCUCCAACCAGAUCCAGGACCAAGCAGCACAUACGACGAAGCGUCCACUGGUGCCCUCCACAACCGCCAAGGUCGAACAGGAUGAACCUUCGAAGAGUGAAUCUGAUUCCGAAAGCGAUGAAAGCGACUCCGAAGAGGAAGACAAACCAGCUGAGGCUACCACUGCAGCACCUGCUGCUACUGCUGCUGCUGAGGAACCAGAAGCCACCACCCCGGCAAAGGUCGAAGCAGAACAAGCCCCCAUGGACGAUGAUGACGCCGAAAAACAACCCGCUGAACCAGUCGCUCCAGUAACAACUGCUGCUGCUGCCGAGGAAGAGGUUACUACUGUUGCGACAGCCGCCGAUGAAGAGGAAUCAAAACCUGUUGCCCCUGAAGUCAGUGACGAAGUCGUUCAACCCGAACUACCAACCGAAGUGACAACGGUGAAAGUUGCAGUAGCUGAUGAAACGGAACCAGAACUGACCCCGGCCAGUGAGGCUGAUGAGCUAGCUGCCCCUGUCGAACAUGACGAACCAACCGCUGACGAUGAGAAUGAGAUCCAAGAAGUUCAAGCAACGACCUCGCGAGUACAGGAACCUGCCGCCACCCAAACUGUCGAACGAGACGAAGAGGAAGAGGUGUCCGCUACAACCGCAAAGGCCGAAGAACCUAGCUUACCUGCUGCUGCAAAUCUACCAGUUGCCACCCAGGAUGAGGAACAAAAAGAAGAAGAAGAAGUGGAAGCAAGUCCAGCUACGACUGCCCAACCUGCUGCUGUUGCUGCUGAUGCUGAACCAACCGCUGUCGAGCAAGAUGUUCCGGAGGAAAUAGCACCAGAAACCCCAGCCACAACUGUCGCACCAUCCGCGUACGCGGAAGAAGAAGAAAAGGUCAGUCCUGUCGAACAGGACGCUCCGGAAGCACCCGAAGAAGCACCAGCUACCACCGCCCAACCUGCCGCUGCCGAUGAAGUUGUACCAGCGGAGAAGGACGAAGUCCCAGCACCAGUUGAACAUGAUCUACCGGAGGCCCCAGUGACGGCAGCUGAAGCUGCUGAAGAAGCUACCACAACGGUAGUCCCAUACGAUGACGGCAUUCGAUUCCCCGUAGAUGAAACCGAAUCCGAUCAGGUACCAGAGCUGACGAAACCUGUCGUCGCGGAUGAGCAGGAAACCGUACCAGAGCAUGACGAUAGCAUUCACUUCCCCGAUGAAGAGGAAGAAGAUGAUCACGAAACACCAGUGCAUAAGCCCGAUGUGGUUGAUGAUCAUGUACCCGGACACGUAGGUCAUGAGGAAGAAGCGGAAGAAGAGGAACCGAAAGUAACCACCGCUAAACCAAGUGAGGACAAAUUACCAGCGGUGCAAGAAGUAACAACGGCCGCAGCAGCGGAACCUGAGCACGAUGCAACGAGCGCACCAGUGAGUCACGACGAAUUACCGGAAAUGCCAACCGAAGAACCACGGCCCCACGUGCCGCUAGAAGCGGACGAUCAAAUCAAGGAACAUGACGAAGAGCAUCCGGCUACCACCGUGCGAGUUGAAAUGGCUCCUGUAGCUGCCGAUGAGGAAGAGCAGAAACCGGUCGUCCAACCUGCUGCUGCCGAGGAUGAGAACGUGAGCUCAGAAGAAGACCAAGAACACGUUCCGGUAAGCCACGAUACCGGCGCCGAAGACGAAGACAGUGACGAGGACACGGCUCACGUUCCGGAAGUAUCGGCUCCAACCUCGUACGAAGACGAACACGACGAGGAAGAUAAACCGACUGUCACAGAGGAGCCAGCUGUUGUGAGCGAUGAGAAACCAGUGAAAUCGGAAGAGAAAGAGGAAAAGAAACCAGUUGAAGAAACGCCUGCAGUUGUGACGAGUGAUGAAAAACCAACUGAGGAAACACCGGUGCCAGUAGAAAGUGACCAGAAACCGGUUGGCGAAGAGGAAGAAGAAGCGAAACCCGCUGAGGAAGAGACUCCAGCAGUGGUGAGUGAUGAAAAGCCGGUUGAUGAGGAGGAGGAGGAGGUAACGAAACCAGCUGUUGUGAGUGACGAAAAACCAACAGAAGAAGAAGCGAAACCAGAAAGUGAUCAAGGACUUGACCAGAAGAUCGACGAUGAAGAGAAACCUGCUGAGGUUGAACCUACCGUGGUUGAACACGACAAGGAAGAAGAAACGACUGCCGUGAGUGACGAGAAACCAGAGGUUUCAGCGGAUGAAGAAAAGGCACCAGCUCUUGAUGAAGAAGUUCCAGCAACGACCUUCGCUCCUGUGCAAGAUGAGGUUAAACCCGAACCGGAAUCCGAUGUUAGUCAAGCUCCAGUUGUGGACGAGAAGGAGGAAACACCUAAGCCAGCAGUGGUAGCCGAUGAAGACACGACUCCGGAAGAUGAACUGGAAAAGGAACAACAAAAACCAGUGGAAGACGAGGAAGAAACGGUUGUCACUACGGCUGCUCCGCAGAAGGAUGUAGAAGAACCAGCUCCAGUUGACGACGAUCACGUACCGGUUGAAGCUGACGAAGAAGAAAAACAGCCCACUACAGUUGCCCCAGCUAAGGACGAAGAAGAAGCACCAGCUGCUACGUCGGCUCCUGCCAAGGAUGAGGAAGUACCAGAAGCUGACGAGGUAGAGAAACCAGCUGAGGAAGUGGAAGACGAGAAGGCACCAGCUACUACACUGGCACCAACCAAGGUAGAAGAUGAGGUGACAGAGUCAGCCGAGAAAGAAGAGGAAAAACCAUCUCCAGUCGCCGAUGAACAAGAAACAGCUGAAAAACAUGACGAACAACAACCAACAACCGAAGCACCUGCUGCUGCUGCCGCUGAUGAUGAAGUAGUGGAAACAGCUGAAGAGCAUAAACCAGAGGCUGACGAGGAGGAGGUGAAACCUACCGAAGCACCAGCUAAGGAUGAGGUAGAACAAGAAGAAGUCAAACCAGUUGUUAAGCCAGUUGAACCAGUAGAAGCUGAGGAGGAAGUCCCUGAGUUGGAUGACCAUGGCCAGGAGGAAGACGAAGAACCAACGGAGGUAGAACCAGCCGGCACAGCUGACGAAGCAGAGAAACCAACUGCAACUGAUGCUACGGUAGAGGAAAAACCAACGGCAGCACCUGAAUCCGACGAAACUGAACCGGAACAAGACAAACCAGCUGUAGAAGCUGAAGCACCGGAAAAACCAACCGAAGCUCCAGUUAGUGCCGAUGAAACGGAGAAGACUACCGAUGCUCCAGUGACGAGCGACGAGGAGGAGCAACCGAAACCAGCUGUCACUGCGGAUGAGGCCGUACAACCAGAGGUAGAACCAGUUGAAGCCGACGAGCAAGAAGAAGCCAAGCCAAGUACUGUUUCUGCACCGGUUGCCGAUGAAGAGAAACCAGAGGAAGAUGAGAAAGCUCCGGUGGAAGCAGAGGCUCCAACUACUGCUGCAGCUCCAGCUGCAUUGGACGAAGAAACGAAACCUGAAGCUGAUGAAGAAAAGGAGGAAGAAAAACAACCUACGACUGAGACUCCAGUGAAGGUCGCCGAUGAAGAAGAAGCUCCUGCGGCUCCUGAGGCUGAUGAGGAACAAAAACCGGUCGAAGCUACUACACUGUUGGCAGCCGUCGAACCAGAACAGCCAGAAAAGGAGUCUGAUGAAGCAGAAAAACCAACUCCCGAAGCUGACGAUCAGACGAAACCCGCUGUCGCUGAUGAGGUAGAAAAGGACCAGGAAGUCACUGAGGCGCCAGCUGCCGUUGCCGAUGAGGUAGAAGAACACAAACCCGAAGAACAGGAACCAGAGAAACCAGAGCCAGUAGCACCGGCUGCCGAUGCCGAGGAGAAACCUUCUAGCACUGAAGAAGAGGAACCUGUCAAGGUGUUAGAUGAACUUCCCGCAACAACCGCCACUCCCGUCGAACAGGACAGUGAGGACGAUGUCGGCAAACCUUCACUCGAGGAGGAACCAUCACAAGCUCCAGUUCAGCCAGCUGAAGACGAGGAGGAAGUACAGCAAACCCCAGUUCAACCAGCACAAGAGGAUGAAAAAGUGGAAGCUCCCGAAGUGAUUACCCCAGUUCAGCACGACACAGAAGAAGCAGAAGAAGAUAAACAACCGGAAAAACCCGAGCCUGUGGAAGCUGAUGAGGAGAAGCUUUCUGAGCCAGUUACUACUGUGGCACCUGCCGUUGCUGCUGCAGAUGAAAAGGAAAUGACAGAGGCACCAGUUGAAGCACCACUUGAAACUGAAAUAGACGAACCUGCACCGGUACCAGUGAGUGACGUUGAAGAGGAAGCUCCAGAACCGACUACAGCCAAAGCUGAAGAACCCGAAGCCCCAACGACCAGCGCUCCUGUUAAAGCCGACGAGGUGGAAAAGGAGGCAGAAGUAACAACACUUGCGCACGAAGAGCCCGCUAAGGAAACAACCGUCGCACCAGCAUCAGAACCAGCACUUGAGGACGAAAAAGAGAAAGAAAAACCAGUUGAGUCCACCCAGGGCGAGCUUCCCAAACCGAGCGAAGAAGAGACUCAAAAACCAGUGGAUGCUGAUGAGCCUAAACCUGAGCUUCCAGCGGAAGAAGAAGAGGACACACAACAGGUGGCUAAACCUGUAUUCGAUGAGGAAGCUCCAAAACCAGCCGCUCCCUCAGCCGAGGAGGAUGAAGACUCACAGCAAGCGGCCAAACCAGUAUUCGAUCAAGAUCAGGAUAGCCAGAAACCUAUUCCAGAGGUGCCAGUCGAAGACAGCUACGUUCCACCGAGCUCCACUGAAAAGCCCGACCAAUCCGAAACCCCGGGACCAUCGUACGGACCUCCUGGUUCUCACUACGACAAUAACUACAUGCCACCUCACUAUCCACCGGUGUCGUACGAGGAUGACUACGCGGAAGAGGAAGACCCGACGGCAUUCGGGCCCGGAACCUGUCGGUACGGUGGCAAACUGUACGUGUCCGCCCAGCAGAUUCCCCGCGAUGACCCGUGCGAUUUCUGCUUCUGUUUCCGAAGUGACAUCAUCUGUCUGCAGCAGUCCUGCCCACCGCCGAUCAGCGGCUGCCACGAGGAACCCAUCUCCGGCUUCUGCUGUCCACGGUACGAGUGCCCCGUCUCGAUGGCUACGGUGCUCAAUGUGACGACCAGUACGACCACCACCACGACCACCCUGCCGCCACACUUCCUGUCACACGCCUACAAGGGCGCUGUAACGAAGCGGGGUUGCCAGAUUCAGGGCAAGGCGUACAACGUCGGCGAGACGGUUUCCUCGGCCAGUGGGCCCUGCAUGCGAUGCACGUGCGGCGGUGACGGUCAGAUGAAGUGCGAACCGAAGGCCUGCAGUCCCGAACCGAUGCUGCAGCAGAUGAUCGCCGUGGCCGCCUCCCGACGGAGAUGAAGGGACUACUAAGUCGAAACAACCAACGGAUUGGGAUGUGCGAGAGAUACACAAACACAGACAUACAGAGAAAGAAAGAGCGAGCGAGAGCGAGAGUGAGUAUGCGAGAUUGUGAGUAAAUUCAACUUAGGAAGGUAAUCUCGAGCUAGAACACUUUUUUUCAAAACGGGAGAGACAAAGUGAGAAACUUGUAAGAUAAGACGGGGAAAUGCCAACUUUCGCGCAAAGUGACGGAAGUGGCCAUUUCGAUGGUUAAGUAAAACGGAAGGGAAAGAAGAAAGGAGAAGAAACAACAAAACGUAAGAGACAUCACACGAAACAAAAGUAGCUCACAAAUCCAUACAGAAAGAAGCAUAUUGUCACGCACACACACACGCAAACAUACGGACAAAGAGUUCAGAGACAACGAUUUUUUAACGCUGAAUUAGCGGGCAGCCAUUUUGUGUUCCACACCGCAAAACCAUGGCUGACUGCAAUGAGGGCGAUGAAUGGGAACUUAAAGACCUUUUUUUUGAGUUUUGUGUAUAAAAAAUUGUUUCACAACAAUACAACAAAUUAGCAGAAACAAAUUAGACAAAACGUCGGAACGUGAUCGUCGUGUCUCAAACAAUUACUUCUAGUCUCUCUGUUUUUUUACAUUUACAAAUAGAAGAAAAAGGACAAGAAAAUAACAUAACAACAACAAUAACAGUAAAACCCGCGUUACGAACAAAAAAAAACACAAACUCACAUUGACAUUGAAGCGCUGAUUAUUUUGUCUUUAUGUAGUUGUUUGUUGGAAGAACGCGAACGCGAUCAGUAACAAAAUCACAAUCGAAAUUACGAUCCUAUUACAGCAUCACAUACACAUCGAAAUGACAACCCACAUCCUCACACACACACACCCACACACUCAGAGCGCUCUUGUAAGUGUAAAUUGAACCUCAACGUGAAUGUUAUUUUUUAUGCUUGGAUAUGAAUAUGCAUUUCCGUUUUUUUACGUGUUAAAUUUAUUGAUUUUUGAUGUAACAAUCGUGUAGUAAUCCAGUAACAAUAGUGUAUCACACCGGUAAGAGGUGCAUCGACUCGCCCCUCGUAACUUUAGAAAAAUUGCUCACAAGCGACCAAAUUUUUAUUCACAGCAAAACAGACGACGAAAAACGCUCCCCGAAUUUUCGACCGACAGACUGGCAGCGCGCGUGACAGGUGACAUUUCAGACGUGUCGAUGAUCAAUGGAUUCCGUGGACGUCUGAAUUUUUCCAUAACUUCCACUGAACUCAUUAACUAUUGACAGUGUUACCGGCGUCUAGCCGUCUGCUAGCUAGGAAAACAGACACUUUCGUUUUUAAAACUGAACACAAACGAGGACGAAAGAUGUGAUAUGUAUUUAUAGAGAAGACAAAAACAUUCCAUCUUUAUAGAUUUUUGCUUCGAUUUCCAACCACAAAAAAAACACACAUAGACAACCCCAACCUCGUUUGGAGCCAGUAUUCAUUCAACAGCAAGCAGCAGGAAUUUACCUUUUUCCGACUCUCUGGUCGUCUCUUGAUUCUUUUUUUUUUGUUUUUUGUUUGUUUGUUUCGAACGGUGUUCCGUUUGUUUUCGCACUUACCCAAUCGAACCAAGUUUGGUUGGAGAGAGAAAAAAAAAACAAAUAUUUUAUAAACCAAGAUCGCGAUCGAGUCAACUGGCAACCACACUCAGACACGCACACACACACGCGUGCGUGUGUUUUGAAGGGGGGCGAGCAGAGAGCGUGAAAGAUGUAAAUAUUACUAAUUUAUAGCGAAAGAUUUAGAGAGCGAGAGAUCAUCCGAUGACACUAGUAGGGGUUUUUCUCUUUUCAGACUUUGUCGAAUGAACGAAAUUGUUCGGAAAUAAUAACAAAAAUAAAAUAAAAAAAAGGAAGAAACCACAUAAAAAGAGAGAGAGAGAAAAAAGAAAUAUUUUUAUCUUAGUUUACGUGUUUCUGUCACUUCUUUUAUACUUGUAUAUUUGCCAUAAUUUUAAUCAGUUUAAUAAUCAAAAUGCAAUUUUUCAAAAUAAUUUUGAAGGAAACGAGUUAAGCAAUAUUGCACUUUAGGAAAAAAAACCCUCCCGUAAGUAAGAAAGGAAUAGAAAACAUUUAAAUAAACAAAAAAAAAUCCAAGCGAAUAUUGACUAUCGAUUAAAAUGUAUUACUUAGCUAUUAAUUUAAUCAAAGCAACCCAUACUUUAUAGUAGAACGAACCGCAAAAAAAGACAGACAGUCGCCAGAAAAGUAGUAGAAAAAGAAAAAAAAACAUCAUUUCUGCAUGUAAAAAGUAUUGAAAAAAAAUCACAAUCGGAUCGACCCAGAAUAUUAAACAUUAAACGGAAUCGAAAAAAAAAAUCAGGUGACGUGAUGGCAGGAGAGCGAAGAACGCGUGAACUGGAGCGACGUUAAGCUCGCCCGUGCUGUACUUUCUUACCCGACCUGACUCCGGAGCCGGGCUCCGGUCGUCGUGCCAACACCAGUGAGAACCUCGAGAUUGUAAUUUAUUAACUAACUUUUAACAUUAACGUUUUUUUUUUUGCUUCAACGGUUCCCGGGGGGUCACUAAACGCGCACCCGCUGAGAUGUACUUAUAGUAUCAUAGUACUCGUAUUUUGUUUUUAGAACUUUGACCAAUCCUCGAUAGACACUGUGAAAAUGAAUCAUGUUACUUUCGCUUAAGUUAUUACACGUUAGAAGAAGAAUAGAAUCAAAAACUGGAAAACAAACCAGGAUAACGGUAGGAAGCACCCCUAGUUUGCCUCCAGCUGGUAUCCUUCUGCGCGAUGGCCUCUUCCUGUGUCUAUCGAACCUUUUAGAGAAUUAACCCUUGCUUUGAUUUAAUAACUCGUUUGAAACCCCAGUAGUGGAGCCCGCCACAGGCGGGAAAGCAACACAGCACGGCGGCGACCAGAAAUCUUGCUCAAGUUCAAUUUUUAAGUUAUUUAAUUUAACAAAAAACAUACAGACUCAAAAAAACACACACUCAUCCAAGCAAGUUAUGCUCCGGUCGAAGCUGAAUGAGAGAGCACGUAUAAAACAUGAAACAAAAAACAAAACGGACACACCUCAAAGUUUCCUUUCCCCGAAACGGCGAAAGCUAAACAAACACACACACACAACCCUCGGAAGAAUAAACUCCAUUUUCUUCGAACGUAGAAGAAAAUUAGAAUAAAAACAACGUGCGCUCGGACAAGCAUAUGACAACAAUUACACAAUAGCCAACAACGCGAGCGAAACCGAAAGGAGACACUAGAGACAGAUUGACAGAUAGAAAGAGAGAGAGAGAGAGAGAGAGAGCGCGCGCAACAAGAACGCAAGAAUAAAGAAGAAUUAAAAAAUAAAUCAGGAUAUUUUUAAGUGUCCUUUUAUACUGAAGAAAAAUUUUUACGUAAAAAUUGAAUAAAAAAUAA
Molecule: messenger RNA, 11842 nt
Organism: Wyeomyia smithii (pitcher-plant mosquito)
Lineage: Eukaryota; Metazoa; Arthropoda; Insecta; Diptera; Culicidae
Product: titin
Exons: 7
Coding region: 595-8436 (2613 amino acids)
Molecular function (GO): protein binding
Source: RefSeq, a predicted model, not a curated record